AAGGUAAGAGGGGUGAUGUAAGGUAGUUGCCGAAUGAAGCAAUUCUUCCCUGCUCUUUCGCCCCAGAGUUAAGAUAUCAUCCGAAAUACCCAACAUUCACGCUCCAAAGUAGACAGCCAUUGCAAAAAAAACUUCCACAAUCAUGGCUUCAUCAAUGGAAGUAGAAUGCUACCUCCUCUCCUCAAAUCCAGAUGCGCCAAAUAGCCCCCUCCCCAUCAUACACUACAGAAAUGUCCUCCCGGAGCCCCGGAAUGAGGAGUCGGUGACCGAGUUCCUGACCCGGAACCGGUGGGAGAAGAGGGGUACCUGGGGUCACAUUCCCAUCCGCCACUUCCAUCCAAACAGCCACGAGUGCUACGGCAUCUUCAGCGGCUCCUCAACCCUCCUAAUCGGCAAAAUCAACGAAGGCACAGGUCAAGAAAUCUCCGUGUCGACGGGCGACGUCAUAGUCCUCCCUGCGGGCACAGCACAUUCUUGUCUAGAGAGUUCGGAAGAUUAUCGAUAUAUCGGCGUAUACCCCGAGGGGUGUCCAAGAUGGGUAAAUGAAAUGGGCAAAAAGCCAGCCGGCACUUUCAGCCCCGUCAUCAGAGACGUGGGCAUGCCGGAACGGGAUCCGGUCUAUGGAGUAGACGGACCAUUGAUGAGACUCUGGCAUCGAAACGUGCUGGCGAAAUUGUAAAAGGGGGCGAACGAGUUCCGUGAUACACACAAGACUCCAUUCAUUACGAUACGAUGCACAUGAUACACGUCACUCAGAACAAACGUUAAUGUAGCUUACGGAGGGAAUAUUCGUUCAACUGUUUGUGUGUGCGCGCCAUGAUAGUCGGUAUGAUGCUACCUACGCCCUCAUCUAAAUCUCAGCACUCCUUCUAGUCUUGAUGCGUCUUCCCUCAAACAACCUCGUACAAAUACAUAGAUAGGUACCCUAAUGGUACCAAGGGGGGUUCAUCUUCAGCCUCAACCCCUGAUUACAGACGGUACGCAAACCAGAAAUUUGAUAAUACAGCAGAGUAGGGGGUUGUGUACUCGGAAUCUCGGAAAACAAAUUGAACGUUUCGAGGUCAGUCAUCGGCAUCGUCACAAGCUUCAGGUUAAGAUCCGCAUAGAGCGAACAUAACUAAGCGUUAACUCGUGAGGUGUGUGUGUGUGUGUGUGUGUGAUACUGAAGAGAAGCCA
Colletotrichum phormii is the source of this 1176-nucleotide messenger RNA. RefSeq lists its product as uncharacterized. The coding region runs from base 143 to 679 and encodes 178 amino acids. Lineage: Eukaryota; Fungi; Ascomycota; Sordariomycetes; Glomerellales; Glomerellaceae. The record is from RefSeq and is a predicted model, not a curated record. The transcript is spliced from 5 exons.